CUCUCUCUCUCUCUCUCUCUCUUCUUUUCUGGCUAAAGUCACAAACCCAGAAGAAAAGGCUACAACUUUCUCGGUUUGAGCUCUUCUUCUCCGGCCAUUAAAUUCCAGCAACUGGGUCGAUUCAUUUUGUCUGAAAGCUGCCAUCUUUCCCGAAUAAGCAGCCUCUCCUAACAGAAGAAUAACAAAACGAGAAAUCGCCUGGAAUUCGAUCACCUACCAAUCCAGCCAUCCAGCCAUUUUCCUCCCAUUGAAAUUCAAGUGAUUGGCCGCCAUCGAAUCAGAUUCAGAGAACUCCGGCCACCACAACCAUCAGACUAAAGCUAUUAGCAGAACAGCAGAGGAGCUCCCCUAAAAAUGGCGGAAACGAUACCUACCAAAUCACAUUCUGCAACUGAAGGUAAGCAUCCAAACUUCAUUGAGAAGGCUAAGGAAAAAAUUGACAAGGUAAUCCACUCCCCAAAGCAUACCAAGGAAACUCAUGGAACAAGCAAUGACAUUGAUGAGAAGACAGACAUUGAUGAAGUGAGGGGGCCAGGAGUGUUUCAGAGGGCCAAGGAAGAAAUCGAGGCCCUGGUCGAGACGAUUCAUCACAAGAAGGAAAAGGCAGGAAACCACUCCCCAACUCACACCAAGGAAACUCAUGGAACGAGCGAUGACAUUGAUGAGAAGACCUCCAUUGAUGAAGUGAGAGGACCAGGAGUGUUUCAGAGGGCAAAGGAAGAAAUCGAGGCCCUCGUCGAGACGAUUCAUCACAAGAAGGACAAGGCAGGAGACCAUUCCCCAACCCAUACCAAGGAAACUCACAAGAAGGACAAGGCAGGAAACCACUCCCCAACACACACCAAGGAAACUCAUGGAACGAGCGAUGAUAUUGAUGAGUUCACAUCGGUCGAUGAAGUAAAAGGACCAGGGGUGUUUCAGCGGGCAAAGGAGGAGAUCGAGGCCCUCGUCGAAACAAUUCAUCCGAAGAAGGAGAAGGAUCAUCACAAGUCAUCUUCCACAUAAUAGUAUGGAAGUUGGAAGGGUUGACAAAUAUUUGGUUGUGUUAUCAUCCUUUUGGGUAUAGGGUGAGAGAUUGAUCAGAAUGUGCAUUCCACGAUGACCAUUGUCAUUUGAAAACAUCUGCUGAAUGGAUUGUAAUCUGCUGAUUCACCAUUGUAGUAAUUGCUCUUCUUUCUUGUGAUACCAAUGCUCUAUUUCUAUAUGGAUGUUUGCUAUUGGUUCUUCAUCCAAAUUAUAAAAAGAAUUUCUCUGGGGGAUCCGUUCCUACGAAAGAGCUCAAUUUCCUAUGAGCAAGUGGUGAGAAGAAGAGAAUGGGAAGUUGUUUUAAUGUAGAGAAAGCUAUUUCCUUGUGAUGUUGUUCUUCUUCUUCAUGCUUUAUGAUUUCCCUCCCCAUAAGGUUUCUGUUCUUAACUAGUGAGGGGAGGUUGUUUGUGCUAUGCAUUGAUGCAUGCUUGUGAAAGAUUUGAUUGGCAUCUUUUCAAUAGAAUAGAACCUCUCCUUCCCCUCUCUGCUUCUUGAUGUUACAAUUGGUUUCAUGUUCCUGGAUUGUUGUUUCAUGUUGGCUACUGUCAUUAACAGAAUGGAAUGGAUGAUGUAACUGUUCGACCGUGUAA
Messenger RNA from Linum tenue, 1616 nucleotides. Lineage: Eukaryota; Viridiplantae; Streptophyta; Magnoliopsida; Malpighiales; Linaceae. The record is from the annotation of a GenBank genome assembly.